Funneliformis mosseae is the source of this 1587-nucleotide messenger RNA. Lineage: Eukaryota; Fungi; Glomeromycota; Glomeromycetes; Glomerales; Glomeraceae. The record is from the annotation of a GenBank genome assembly.
UGGCGUGGUAGAGGACCCUACGAGCUUCUCUAUCAUUCAAGUCCUACGAGCCGAGCCACAAAGUUAGUGUGGGGCAUAGAUGACCCUACGAGCUUGUCUGAUGUUAGGCAGACCACAGAUGACCCUACGAGCUUGUCUGAUCGAACCGAGUCACGAACACAGAUGACCCUACGAGCUUACAAUGACCUAGCAAGAGAUUGGGAGGAGGAACAUAAGUCAGACGGAAUGAUUGAUGAACCUUUGUUUUAUAUUAAUCAACCAACAUUCACAAAUGGAGGGAAUAACUUUAAUUUAAGCGGAAAUACUAAGUAUGGAACUUUCAAUUCCGGAACGUACGAAAAACAUGAUCAAGAGGACGAUCACAAAAAAACGAAAUGUGCAAAAAUAGACCAUUUUUUCCCUCGUGAUGUCACCCGAUCUCAACUUCAAAAAAAUGACUAUACGGAUUAUACUGGCGAAAAAUCAGUCCUAUUAAGUCCUCCACAAGACACACAAGAUGAUUAUGCGAAAGAUCCGGAAUAUUUCGAUAAACUUGUGGAUGACGUAGACUUAGCCUAUAUUGAAGGUGAAGAGGAACCUAUACCACCACCUCCAAAAUCUAGAGUUCCAGUAGAUCCAGUAGAAAAGAGUUGGGACUCGUUUACGAUUGAUGAAAUUGAUAUAGCAAAAUGUUUUAGUUCCCUUCGCAAAUCCUUACCGAAAACAAGUUACGAAGUCCAUCCACAGUAUUGGGGAGUCCUCGAUUUAACGGGACAGCAUAAGCCAACGAAGAAAAUGUUUUCCACAAAAUGGAAUGAUCUAGUCAACGAUUUUCGACUUGACAUAGGAUGGAAAAUGGUUAAUCUUAACCAAUCCGAAUAUGAUCUUUUUGAUAAUAUGGAGGACUUGAAAGCUCAGCAAGCAUUACCUAUACUAAAUGCCCAUCUUACGAUAUUAAAGUCGAUGAGCCUAGAUCCAAAUCAAGAAAAAUUUCAAAAACUCUGGUCCGAGCAACAACUAGUUGCAAGCCAGGAAAGACGUAGGCAAGAGCAAGAUCCCAAUGAUGAGCGUGCACGCGCUGGACAAAAAACCGAUAUUAUAAUAGUUUUGCCGACAGGUCCAGCUUUAGAAGGCUUCAUUUGUGAAGUCUCGGGAGGACUUCCAGCAGGAUGCCCCAAAAAAAUUUGGACAGAUAAGCUGAAAUUAAUGAUUGGAAUGCGGGACAUGAUAAACAGAGUAAUGAAGACCUUUCCUGGUCUACCGCCAGCAGAUUAUAUGAAAGUCAUUGUAUUCGGGUGCCAAGUAAUUGGCCUACAAAUGAAUUUUUACGCAAUGGAUGUCCGAACUUCAGGAAUUUAUCGUUUCGGAAUUAUUGAUAAGGUAUCUUUGCCUGCCUCAUCAAAAGAGUUGCCCGCAUACGAAGCAGUGCAUACGAUGUUACGUUCUUUGGAGCACCGAUUGAAAAAAUUAACGGAUUACUGCACGGUUCUAAACGUUAAACAUGCAAAAUUAAGACGAAAACGUGAUUAUAUAUAUCAAGAAGACAAUUUGGCUUUUUCAAACAACUCUCCGAACUCAUCUCCUCAAAAAAAGAAAAUCAGAUCCUAA